AUGAAAUCCCCACGGGUAAUUUCAUCCUUGGCUGGUACUAGUACCAACACCAUUACUACUACUACUACUACUACUACUACUACUACUACUACUACUACUACUACUACUACUACUACUACUACUACUACUACUACUACUACUACUACUACUACUACUACUACUACUACUACUGCUACUACUACUACUACUACUGCUACUACUACUACUACUACUACUACUACUACUACUACUACUACUACUACUACUACUACUAUUACUAGCGUGGAAUCUUCCCUUCUCUCCUCUCACUACAAGAAACAGUUGGAAUUCUCAAUAAAAGAGAGAAACGAAGAAUCAGAUAGUGGUGAGAUUAUCACUAUUAUUACUACUACUACUACUACUACUACUACUACUACUACUACUACUACUACUACUACUACUACUACUACUACUACUACUACUACUACUACUACUACUACUACUACUACUACUACUACUACUACUACUACUACUACUACUACUACUACUACUACUACUACUACUACUACUACUACUACUACUACUACUACUACUACUACUACUACUACUACUACUACUACUACUACUACUACUACUACUACUACUACUACUACUACUACUACUACUACUACUACUACUACUACUACUACUACUACUACUACUACUACUACUACUACUACUACUACUACUACUACUACUACUACUACUACUACUACUACUACUACUACUACUACUUUUACUACUACUAGUCACACUACUAUUACUACUACCUCUACUUCUCAAAGUAGCUGA
Messenger RNA from Heterobilharzia americana, 789 nucleotides. The record is from the annotation of a GenBank genome assembly. Lineage: Eukaryota; Metazoa; Platyhelminthes; Trematoda; Strigeidida; Schistosomatidae.